Messenger RNA from Staurois parvus, 437 nucleotides. The record is from the annotation of a GenBank genome assembly. NCBI's taxonomy places the organism in Eukaryota, Metazoa, Chordata, Amphibia, Anura, Ranidae.
AUGUGCCACUUUCAGGUCUCUUCACACUGCUGGUGUGUUGAAUUUUUUGACAUAGGGUGCUGGCAGAUUACGGGCCUCCCAUAGCUGCUGCCAGGCCCCUAAUCUGCCAUGGGCCCCUGUACCGCCUCCUCAUGCUGCUGCCAGGUCCACAGUGUCUCAUGGGUCCCUGUACCGCCUCCCAUUGCUCCCACUCUGCCAUGUGCCACUUUCAGGUCUCCUCACACUCCUGCUGGUUUCCAUUUUGUCAUAGGUUGCUGGCAGAUUACAGGCCUCCCAUAGGUGCUGCCAGGCCCCAAAUCUGCCAUGGGCCCCCGUACCGCCUCGUCACGCUGCUGCUGGGUCCCCAGUGUGACAUGGGUCCCUGUACCGCCUCCCAUUGCUCCCACUCUGCCAUGUGCCACUUUGAGGUCUCCUCACACUCCUGCUGGUUUCCAUUU